UUUGUGACAGCCUAUGCAUUUCAGUCAGCGUUCGUGACUCGGUUGGAAACCGACUGCCAGUUUUUCCACGUCAGUCCAUCCCGCGCGUAUUGUGUUUAUGUUGUAUAAAUCUCAGGUAACACUGACACCUUCCAAGCCAAGAGAUGUCGCACCAUUUGCUAAUAGUCACAAACAGGCAUUGAAUCAUGAUCGGCUUUCACGUGCGAACAUCAUCGACAGUGAAUUGUUCUAGGCCAGCAAGUGGACGAAAAUCGCUGGAUAAACAGGAAGGAAAAGGAAAUACUGUUUAACAAUAAUCAUCAUGUCAAUUUCCUUUCCCGUUUUCAAGUGCGCGCAGUGAAAACUGUGCGAAAAGCUAAAAUGAUUGUGACAUGAAUAACUCGGUCGUACGUGUUCUUGCUAAGUUGGAAGUUGAACCGAACUUCAAAUAGUAUAAUAUACAACGACUGCUGCGUGUCUGACAUUUGUUUUACAACAUUGAAAAGGAACAGCUUGUCAGCAUUGGAAAGGGAAGGUGAAUCACAUCACGCCUCAACUUCAACAAUAAAAAAUGGUUGGUUGUAAUAAACUCGUUUGCAACUUCGCCAUUUUCCUGGCCGGCAUGGUGACGCACAUUUCAGCUGGUUCAAAUUCCACAUCAUCCAUAGAAGCUGACAUAGCCGCUAACAAUCCAGUCUUCGAAGCAACCGGAACAUCUAAGCUACGUAUGUUGGCAGCUUCAUUAACGUCCAGCGGAGUCGCUGUAGAGCUGGAAGAGCUCCUCCCAGAAACCACUGAGAAUGGCACGACCAAUCACAUGACCGUCUUACAGGGUGACACAGCUCUGCUUCUCUGUAAGGCUUACAGCCUUGGCCAGCGAACGGUUUCGUGGAUUCGACGGAGAGAUUGGCACAUCAUGUCGUCCGGCAGCCAUGUCUACACGGCCGAUAAUCGCUUUAGCGUCCUCAACCGGCCCGGCUCGCCCGACUGGAUUCUCAUGCUCAAAUCGCCACAGCUCUACGAUUCCGGCACAUAUGAGUGCCAGAUUGCAGGUGGACAGGGACAAGUUUCGCAUUUUAUCGAACUUUUAGUUUGGGCGCCUGUAGCGUCCGUAGUCGAGGGUGGCGAACACCACGUCGAAGCUGAGAGUAACAUCCAGUUGCAUUGCAAACUUCACCCGGAAGCCAAGAAUCUUCACAAUAAUAACAGCAAUGGGAACGAUACAGACGCCAGCAGCGGCGUCGAAGAACAACAGAUCAAAUUUCCUCAGCUGACUUUACCCACGGUGGGAGGAGGCGGCCUACCGUUCGUUUGGUUCCAUAAUGGCCGGCCGUUGGUUCACGGCAGCAAAUCAUCCGCCGGGUUAGGACUGGUGUCUGUUUUCUUGGAAGGCGUAUCCGAAUCGGACGCUAGCAAAAGAGACUGGAUGGCGUGGACCAGCCGUCUGGUGAUCCAGCGUGCAGAUCCGGCUGAUUCCGGCAAUUAUACCUGCGUACCGUGGAGAGGGAAGGCCGCCUCUGUCAACGUCUUCGUCUCACAAGGUGAUCGACCGGCGGCGGUUCAAAGGCAGUCAGCGCUGAAAUCUUCCAUUCCACUGAAUGUGCUCAUCUUUGGAUUAAAUUUCCUCCUUCUUCAGAUCCCUCUUCAAGAUCGAUGAUCCAUUCUCCGUUGCUUUGUUCUCUUUUUGUUUCAAGGUUCCACAAGCUGUAAUCUUAACUGUUAAUCCUUAUUGCAUCGGUGCCCGUAUGUGUACAAAGGUUCUUCUUGAUGAAAAAAGCAGAAAAGAAAAGAAUUUAAAUCUUGGAAAUUUAUGGCAUUAAAUCCUAUCUCCCUUUUUAAUGUUUACCACGUUUCUUAUCCCCUCUAACGGUUUCCUCGAUCUUCUUUCAAAAAUACGUUUCGCGCGUCACUAAGUGCAAAUUCUAUCUCAAUGUUUGUAUGAGUUAACUGGACUUAAAUCCUAGAGAAAAAUAAAACAAAAAUAAAAUAUUCUUAUUACUAUGGAAUAAUUUAUGUAUCUCUUUUGUCUAACUUUUGAGAGCAAUGACAUUCAUUGAACUGAAUGGCGAAAAUAGUUGAAUACACAUACACACUAUCA
This is a messenger RNA of Daphnia magna, 2077 nucleotides long. RefSeq lists its product as uncharacterized. Lineage: Eukaryota; Metazoa; Arthropoda; Branchiopoda; Diplostraca; Daphniidae. Bases 551 to 1636 code for a protein of 361 amino acids. Gene Ontology annotation, biological process: synapse organization. The record is from RefSeq and is a predicted model, not a curated record. Gene Ontology annotation, cellular component: neuron projection membrane. The transcript has 7 exons.